UUAAAUCUUUGAGUAUGGCAGUAACAUUGUUAUAUAUAAUUUAAUGUUUAUAGGAUAUCUUAAGAAUCGGUAAGUAGUUUUAGCUUUACAUCAAUGACUCCAGAAAAUAAAUACAUUGAUAUCUUUUUAAUAAACUAAUGGAAAAUUGUUACAGACCGGCUGGCUGGGACAGCAUGAAGAAAAUUAGUAUAUUAUACGAGAACAUGCAGACUUGUAAGCCAGACGACUACUACAGAGACAUCAUCGUGCAGCCUGUUAUACGGAAAAGCGGGGCGAAUCGCGAGGCCGAGGUCCAGGCGGAGGACGAGCAGGCGUUCCUGCAGCGCCAGCUGGCCGCGCUGCAGGCCGGCGCGCCCGCCCCGCGCGCUGACUCCCCGCUCCGCGCCACGCAGCGCUCCGCCGCGCAGUUGGACGGCGCAAAGAUCGGCAUGGGUCCAGGCACGCCGGGCAACGAGGGCGUGCUGGCGAACUUCUUCAACUCGCUGCUGUACAAGAAGACAGGGUCCCCGGCGGGGCGCGGCGACGCGUCGCCCGCGGCGGCC
Spodoptera litura is the source of this 542-nucleotide messenger RNA. RefSeq names its product cytoplasmic dynein 1 light intermediate chain 2-like. Gene Ontology annotation, molecular function: dynein heavy chain binding. Gene Ontology annotation, biological process: microtubule-based movement; microtubule cytoskeleton organization. Gene Ontology annotation, cellular component: cytoplasmic dynein complex; centrosome. The record is from RefSeq and is a predicted model, not a curated record. NCBI's taxonomy places the organism in Eukaryota, Metazoa, Arthropoda, Insecta, Lepidoptera, Noctuidae.